Molecule: messenger RNA, 828 nt
Organism: Mycetomoellerius zeteki
Lineage: Eukaryota; Metazoa; Arthropoda; Insecta; Hymenoptera; Formicidae
Exons: 5
Coding region: 136-783 (215 amino acids)
Source: RefSeq, a predicted model, not a curated record
AGUGCUCGGCUUUGCAAACCAUGCCGAACAUGUAUCGGUAGUAGAAGAUAUAGGAGCCUGACAGUUUUUCCAAUUUCACACGCAUAAUUUCAUUUGCAUUAAAAUAUUAUUUCAACAAGCAUUGCGUAUAUAAAAAUGCCGUGGAAAGUUGGUGGAAAUUUCGAAACUGUGGCGGUAACAUGUGAGACAAAUUGGAAAGACUGUGUAAUCGCGGUGACAAAUUAUUUAUGGAGCGAGGUUGUAUCUGAUGUCGUAGAUUAUUUAGCAAAAGAAGGAAUUAUAUGGGUUUUAGCGAUAGCCAUCACUUCCACGAUACUUAUCCGUAUAAAAUAUUGCAAAAAUAUGCACACGAAACAUGCUGUGCUUAAUAAACAAAUACUAAAUAAAGUCGGAUAUAAAAUUCAGGAUCUGGAAUUAAAAAUCAAUGUUUUAACGUACAAAAUGCAAUAUGGAACUUGGCCAUUACCACAUCAAAUCUGUAAUUUAAAUCCGAAGCUGCGGAAGAUCAGAAUGACUGUAUCCAACCCAGGUGACCGAAAAAAUUGGCUAAAACACGUGCUGCUAAAUCCUUCAUCGAAGAGCAAAAUAUAUGCUCCUUGUUCAAAAGCGCUUCGUUCAUCAGAAGCAAAACUAAUGAAUCGUUUUGAUAUAAAACAAGAACAUGUUCCACAACAUAUUAAACACAGUGAAUUAUCAACAGCUUGCAGUAGCAUUGAAACUUUAAAAUCUACUAGUGACCAAUCUGUGAAUAAUAAGAAUUCAGAGAAAGCGCAAAAUCUUUGAGGUAACCUGUGCAAUCACUGAGUUAGCUUAUUUCGUUAGUGUAUA